AUGAACAGCUAUCGAAGCAAUCAGCAGCAGCGGCAACAAAUUAUACCUUCGAUCAUGGAGACUAAAAACAAAAACUAUAAAAAACUGAAUGUGGAAAAGUGUCUAUCGUUGAUAAAAGCUAUCCGCGGCAAACCAGUAUUGUGGAAAAAAUCUUCGAUAGAAUUCAAAAAUAAACGCAAACACGAUAUCGCCUGGAAGGAGAUAGCAGCGCUGGAAGGUUACUCCGUUCAAGAAGCAAAACAGCAAUGGCAAGUUCUCCUUAGUUGCUACCGUACAUAUAAAGCCAAAGUAAGGAAAAGUUUACGAACCGGAACAGAUGCGAAUGAAGUGUACACACCAUGCUGGUUUGCGUACAAACCAAUGAAGUUCAUAUCGGUAGAGACGGAGGAUAGCACACUAGAUUCUUUAUCAGAAGAUCGCAGCUUAAGCCCGCUAGACAGAAAAUCUCCAGUACCAGACACAUUGCAAAAACACAAGUACGCAGAAGAAGAUACUACUAGCUGCUCUCACAAUGCUAUGCCUUUCAUCAGCACGGACUCUGUUUUGUCCGGUGCUAAAUCACAGCAAGCCUCUCCGAUCCAUAAUGUCGACCAUACUUUCAUCAAAACCGAAGCUACUCUAGAGCGGCCAGCGAUGCUUCAGCUAGAGCAGAGCAUUCCUACACCCACACUACAGGGACAGACGUUGCUGGAUUUGUUCGAGCAAACGCCUGCCGUGGCGAGCCAACACCUGCCGAGGACGUCCGCCGUAAUAGGUAAUGAAAUCGCACGAUGGAUCGAAAAAUUUGAACCACAGCAGCAAAAUUUAGCCAUCGGGAAUCUUUACAUCGCGAUGCAUCAGAUUGAACGGGAUAUCGCAUCGAAAUGA
Anopheles maculipalpis is the source of this 867-nucleotide messenger RNA. RefSeq lists its product as uncharacterized. NCBI's taxonomy places the organism in Eukaryota, Metazoa, Arthropoda, Insecta, Diptera, Culicidae. The transcript is spliced from 5 exons. Bases 1 to 867 code for a protein of 288 amino acids. The record is from RefSeq and is a predicted model, not a curated record.